AUGUUCACACCCCUGGGAAAGUUUUCCGCCAUUGUGCCAUGCCCCAAGGGCGAAGAGUGCUCUCUCCUGAACUGCUUGUUUUCUCACAAGCCCGGCGAUCAGCCAACAGCCGAGAACAACUUAUCAGUCCUUCCGCAGAUACAGGAUUAUGAGGGCCAACGCACGCCAAAAAGAAUAAAAGUCGAGCAAGAACCCACUGAAAUUUUGAUGACCGAUUUGAAGAAGAGUCUGAACAAUGUUUCCCGGCCUCCCUCGAGAGUUGAUGCUGUGGCGUCUCCAUCGGCUAGCAGCUCCAAACCUGCCGAGCCUGCAGCUACUCCUGCUCCGGCCAGUGUUUCUGCUCCGGCCAGUGCCUCUGCCUCCGAUGGGGUUUCGACCAAGUUACCCCCCCCGAAUUGUACCCAAAGAGAGUCUUAA
Molecule: messenger RNA, 417 nt
Organism: Penicillium chermesinum
Lineage: Eukaryota; Fungi; Ascomycota; Eurotiomycetes; Eurotiales; Aspergillaceae
Exons: 1
Coding region: 1-417 (138 amino acids)
Source: RefSeq, a predicted model, not a curated record